This is a messenger RNA of Spirodela intermedia, 9816 nucleotides long. NCBI's taxonomy places the organism in Eukaryota, Viridiplantae, Streptophyta, Magnoliopsida, Alismatales, Araceae. The record is from the annotation of a GenBank genome assembly.
AUGGGUCGUCGAGUCGUCUCCGGCGGCUGUCACCCGGUAGAGCGGAAAAACAGCGACUUUGCGGCUCUCCGGCGGCUGCCACCCGACGGAGAGGAGUUGGAUGGAGGUGGGGCGCAUGUCAAGGAGCUUCAUCCUCAGGUCCACACAGCAAGAGGAGGCUCUUCAUCGCAUCUGGUAUGCUCUCAGGAGGUGGCGACUCGUCUCCCGGCGGAUCAUCCUCUUCCCGACGACAGCUUGUUCGUCGAUCAAUCGGAGAUGAUUUACUCGAUGGAUUCGCGAUCCUUUUAUCGUGAAUCGUUCAACAAUUUUAGUAGCAAUGCUCUGCGAAUCGCGUUGACAAGAUUUUCGCCGAUGAUCUAGCGAUUCUCGUUGCUUAAUCCUUCACCAGCGAUCUGCAGGAAAGUCACGAUAAUCAGAUAAAAAUAUAUGAAUUUUGACUCUGGGAGGAUUCGAACCCGCGUCGGUUGUUCGCCCCUUCUCUCACGUUUAGUCCCACAUCAGUUGUGCGCCGAUUUUUCGGGCGAAUAUAUAGUAAUGUUAGCUUUCUAAGCAAAGUUCCUUCUCUCGCGUGUACGACCACUCCUUGCCCCACAGCCGGCUGGCCACCGGUGACGUGGAAGGGGAGUGGCGCACACGUGCCCCUAUCGGUCCAAGCCACUCGAGCCCCUACUCGCGGCUACUCCCCGACUGAGCUUCCGACCCGCUUGCAGGCCCGGCUGGCCGGCGGGUCCCCCCCAUUUUGCAAUAUUUUAGUUUUAUUUCUUUUUCUUCAUUUAUCUCAAAAGUAAGACUGUAAAAAUCAUAUAAAUUCGUAUAAAAUCACAUAAUUACCCAAAAAAUCACAUUAAUCAACUGAAAACCACUUUUCACACUUUAACACAAAUAUAAGUCUAUUUAUCAUGAGUUAAGGCUAAAACUAUAUUAUUUACUAAUUAUUAACUCAUGAUAAUGAAGACUUAUCAAUCAUAUAUGGUACACUCUCACAAGGUGAUGACUCAUCUCCUAGUAAAUUGAUCUCUUCUAGACGAUGACUUAUUUGUCGAUCAAUUAGAGAUAAUUUACUCGAUAAAUUUGUGAUCUUUUUACUCAUAAUCAUUAAGUAAUUUAGUAACAAUAUUCCACAAAUCUCGUUGACGAAAUUUUUGUCGAAGAUUGAGUGAUUCUAGGGGCUUAAUCCUUCACUAGUAAUUUGUAAGAAAGGUACAAUUUAAUCACAUAAAAAUAUGAGUUUUGACUCUAGUAAGAUUCGAACCCUCGACGAUUGUCCAUCUACAUGAAAGAGAGUGAAAUAAGUAUGUGAAUAUCCUUAUAAAGUGACAUCAUAAAGGUAUCUCCUUCUAAUAAAUAAGGUGUAUUUUAGGUAUUAAAAAUAUUAAAACCUUUGGAGAAGUUGUGACCAUUGGUUUAAUCCCACAUCGAUUAUAUGUCAAAUUUUGAGUCAGAUGUAUAAUAAUGCAAGAUUUGAUAAUCAAUGAGGCCUUUUCUCAUGUAUAUAAUCACUCUUUGCCCCAUGCCCGGCUAGCAACUAAUGAUGUGGAAUGGGAGUGAUGCACACGUCUCCUAUUGGUCUGUCCUCAACUACUUGAGCCCUUGCUCAUGGCUUUGCUCGAUUGUGCUUCUAACCCGCUUGUGGGCUUGAUUGGUUGGCAAGUUCCCCUUUUUUAUCUUUUUAUUUUACUUUAUUUAUCUCAAAAAUAGGAUUAUGAAAAUUAUAUAAAAUUGUAUAAAAUUACAUAAUUAACCAAAAAUUCAUAUUAACUAAUUAAAAAUUAAUUUUUCUAAUUUAACAUAAAUAUAAGUCUAUUUAUCAUGAGUUAAUACUAAAAAUCUAUUAUUAAUUAAUUAUUAACUCAUGAUAGCGAAGAUUUAUCACACCUCCCAACUUAAAUCUUGUUAGUCUCUUAGUAAUGAAAUUAUAAAAAUUAAUAAAAAUUCACAAAUUUUAAACAUCAUAUUUUAAUACAUAAAAAUACAAUUAGAAAUGACGCACUACCAGACACUUUAGACUCUUAUACCAAGUAUUUAAGAAUUAUGUCAAACACUCCUUGGAAUAACAAUCUAGACUUCAUUUCUUAUAUUCAAAUCUUUGUCACUUCUUCACUCAUAGAUAUAAUUCACAAGAUGUUUCAAUUAUCAAUAUUCAUCUAAUAAUAAUAUUGAUCUUAUUUUUAUUUUUUCUUUCCAUGACUUGAUUUUUGAAGUUUGCACUAUAUUUCUUCUAUUUUUUUCUAUAGUGGAUAAGUAGGUUUUCAUGUAGAUAAAUUUUGAAAAUAAAAAUGAUGUCUCACACCCUUUAUGUGUACUCUUCAUUUUCAAGGCUUUUAUAUUACCUACUCAUUUUACAAUAAGUGUUUUUCUAUAGACAAAUUUCAAUAAUGAGAAUGAUGUCUCACACCCUAUAUGUAUAUUUUAAGAUUUUUCGCAUUGUUUUUUUUAAAAAGAUUCCAAAAUAAGUGAUUUCUCCUCACAAUUCUUAUAAAUUAGGGUAUAAAAAAUUCUAUUAAACUCAAAUGAUCAAUCAAAUUUUCACAUCAGGUAAAUACUAUCUAUUAAGAUCAUGAAGUCAAAAUCUGUAAAAUCAAAUCCAUGUUAUCUACUAUGUGUCUAAGGAGUAUUUCAACAUUUUAUGCUACUAAAUUAUUAUUUUAACUCAAUAAUAAUUAUCAUAAUAUAUUUUAAUUUCAAUCAAUCUAAUUGAUUUAAUUUUUUGUGCAUACAAUAUGAUGUAAGAAAUUUAUAAAUUAGAUAGUUCUAACAAUUUUGUUAUUUGUCUUUAGUUCUAUUUUCAGUAACAGUGAAUUUGUCAAAAAUAAAUUAAAACAAUCAUCUUUAUAGCUCUAAUUUCUAAUUUCAGAAAUAUAUGUCUAGGGGAUUGAAAUGUGAGAAAAAGGUCUCUAGAAUUUCAAAUUCAGACUACUUUUUUUUGUUAUUUUUGACAGUCUAUAAAUUAUUCUCUAUUGUUCUUGACAGAAAAUCAAAAAACAAAUGCUAUAGUUUUUCUAAAAAAAAUUAAUUACUUUUAUAGGUGAGCAAAAAAAAAUGCAAUCACAUGUUCUUAAUCAUCCUACAACAUAAAUUAAGACUUAAUGCUUCACUCCCAAACUUAAAAAUGACAUUGUCAUCAAUAACAUAGAAAAAUCAGAAUAGAAUAUGCAUAAAAUAUAAUUUUUAAGAGAAACAUGCAUAUAUGUAAAGUUAAGUAGUAAAAUUAUUGUCAUAAAGGAUAAAGUUCAGAAACACAUCACCUCAACCUCAUUUUUAAUUUUUCACUUCAUAUUAUACUCUUCCUCUUACAAUUUAUUUUUGAAAAUAAUAAAUACUAUAAAAUUCUAAGAAAAAUAAAAUUUUUAAAAAUAGAAUAAAAAAAAACUAUGGGUUGCCUCUCAUGUAGUGCUUAAUGUAAUGUCUUCAACUAGACACAUUAAUCUUACUAUUGAAUUUCUUUUAAUAAUAAAAUUUCUUUUUCUACAAGGCAUUCAUAUUCUAUGUAAUGCUUAAGCUGCUAUCCAUUUACCUUAAAAUUCUGAUCACUUUUAGGAUCUUUAAUUAUUACAUCCUCAUGAUUAUGUCUCUUCCACCACAUAAGGUCCUAUCCAUUUUUAUUUUUAUUUUAUUGUGAAUAAUUUCAGCCUAGAAUCAUAUAACCAUACUUUUUAUCCUCAUAUUCUAGUUUAUCAUGAAAGGUUUUAGUUUUUUCUUUAUAUAUUCUAUCAUUUCAUAAGUUUCAUUCCUCAACUCCUCUAAUUCAAGUAGCUGAAAAAUUUUAUGUUGACUAAUUAAUUUUUAAUCCCUACAAAAAAAAAUUAUAACCCAUAAUACUUUAUGAUCUAUUUCUAUACGAAGAUGACAUGGUGAUGUGACUUUUAGUCAUUGUAUAAUAAAUCACAAAAAUUUAAAAUUUGUCAAAUUAGAAAAUACUAAUUUUUGGAUAUUUAUAAGUAUUUCUGAACAAAUAUAUUGAUUAUAAUUUAAUAAAAGGUUCAAAAAUAGUGAUAAAUUUUCAAAUUGAUCACAAGAAUGUAAUAUAAUGUCAAGAAUAUUUUAGAAUUUUCUACAAAGGAUACGAUUUUUUAUAAAUUUUAAAUUAAGAAAUAAAAAUAAAAUAUAGAUAAAAUGUACGAAAAAAGAAAAUAAAGGUGCAGACAUCAUGAUGAUGUCACUACCCAAUGAAUGGGAAUCAGAAAAAAAUAAAGUUUUACCUAAUAAUCCUUACAUAAGUUAUUAUAGACAAUUUAAUGGGUUAAAUUAAGAUUUGUAAAAUCUAAAAGAAUCAUAAUUAAAUCAAAAACAUUUUAGUAACUUAAAAUCAUGUAAAUUAUCAUUAAAUUAAAUCAAAGUAAGUUGAAAGUAGAAAAAAUAGAGUUUCGACCUUGUGACAAUAAUUGCCAAAAUUCUGUACUUAAGAGAAUCAUCGAACAAUGUCUAUGACCUCAAAGGCCCUCUUUAGACAUGGAUGACUUGGGCAUUCGUUAGAUCUCUUUUCAAAGUCAAAAAAAUGAUGGUGAAAGUUGAACUAGUGAAAAAUAAUAAAACAUAGUUUCGACGUCAUAGUGUUGAUGCGUCGGCGAUGUGUCAAAAUUAUGAGCAUUUGAGAGGAUUAUUGUGCAAUGUCUACAACCUAAAAGACUUUCUUUAGAUAAGGACGACUUAAAAAAUCUCUUGAUCUUUUUGUGAAGUCAAGAAAUCAAUGAAAUAGAUCAUCAAGUCGUCUUUGACAAUUGUCACCCAACAGAGCAAAAAAACAACAACUUUACAACUCCUCGGCGGCUAUCACCCAACAUAGAUGAGUUAGAUGAAGGUGAGGCUCAUGUUAAGGAGCUUCAUUCUCAAGUCUGCACAAUAAGAAGAAGCUCUUCAUCACAUUUGGUACUCUCUCAAGAGGUGGUGACUCAUCUCCUAGUAGAUCAUCCUCUUCCCGAUGAUGACUUAUUCGUCGAUCAAUCAAAAAUGAUUUACUAGAUGAAUUCGUGAUCCUUUAUCACAAAUCAUUCAGUAAUUUUUAUAACAAUACUCCAUGAAUCACGUUGACGAGAUUUUUGUCAAUGAUUGAGUGAUUCUAGUGGCUUAAUCCUUCAUCGGUAAUAUGUAGAAAAAUUAUUAUUUAAUCAAAUAAAAAUGAGUUUUGUCUCUAGUAGGAUUCAAACCUUCGUUAGUCUCUCGCCUGCAUGAGAGAAAAUGAAAUAAGUACAUAGAUAUUUUUAUAAAGUGACAUCACUAGGGUACCUCCUUCUAAUAAACAAGAGAUAUUUAAGGUACAAAAAUCAUUAAAACAUUUUAAGGAAGUUGUGAUCGAUUUAGUCUCAUAUUGGUUAUGUGCCAAAUUUUGAGACUAAUAUGUAGUAAUAUCAGAUUUUGAAAGUAAUGAGUCCCUUUCUUGUAUGUGUACAACCACUCUUUGUCCCACACUAAGUUGACCACUAGUGGCGUGUAAGGAGAGUGAUGCACACAUGUCUCUUAUCAGUCCAUCCUCAACCAAUCUAGCCCCUACUCGUGGCUUCGCUCGACUAUGCUUCCGACCCACUUGCAGACCUAGUUGGCCAGCAGGUUCUUCUCUUUUUCUAUCCUUUUAAUUUAUUUUAUUUUAUUUUAUUUUUAUUUACUUAUCUUAAAAUAUAAUUAUAAAAAUUAUAAAAAAUCAUAUAAAAUCACAUAAUUAGCCAAAAAAUCACAUUAACUAACUAAAAACUAAUUUUCUCAAUUUAACAUAAAUAUAAGUCUAUUUAUCAUGAGUUAAUACCAAAAAUAUAUUAUUAAUUAAUUAUUAACUCAUAAUGAUGAAGACUUAUCACAUGAUUUUCUAAAAAUAAGACUAAAUAGGGACAUACCUAUGAGAUUUUUAUAAGUUAUUCUAUAAUCCCAUAACGUAUCUUAUAACUUUGUGGAUCAAUCUUUCUUAUAUGGUCUAAUUAUUUUUCCUAAAAUUCUCUAGAUUUGUCUAUUUGCUACUUCAGCUUACUUAUUUAUUUGGGGUUGAUAUGGAGUGGCCACUAAUGUGACUUAGUUGUUAUAUAGUAAAUCAUGUAAAUUAAAAAAUUCUAAAACUAGAAAAUACUAAUUUUCAGAUAUUUAGAAGUAUUUAUGAACAAAGAUAUCAAUUAUAAUUUAAUAAAACUUUCAAAAAUAGUGAUAAUUUCUAAGUCAAUCACAAGAAUGUAAUAUAAUAUCUAGUAAGUUUUUAUAAUUUUUUGUCAAAGAAUAUGAGUUUUUAUGAAUCUUAUACUAAGAAAUGAAAAUAAAGUAUAUUUAAAAUUUAUGAAAAAGAAAAAUAUGGAUGUGAAUGUCAAGAUUAUGUUAAUGCCCGAUGAACGCGAAUUAGGCAAAAACAGAGAUCCACCUAGCAAUUCUUAUGUAAGCAAUUACAAAAAAUUUAAUUGAUCAAAUUAAGAUCUAUAAAAGUCAUAAGAAUUAUAAUUGAAUGAAGUAUAUCUUGGUAAAUUUAAAUCACAAAAUUAUCACUAAAUGAAGUAGAAUUAAGUUAAAAGUAAGAAAAUAGAGUUCCGAUGUCACGGCGGUGAUGCAUCGACAAUGCACCAAAAUCUUCAGUGUUAGAGAGGAUUGUCGUGUAGUGUCCACAGCCUCAAAGGCUCUCUUUGGACAAGGAUGAUGUGGACAGUCUCUAAAUCUCUUUGUGAAGUCUAGAGAUAAAUGAAAUGAGAUGUCGAAUCAUCUCCGGUGGCUGUCACCUAGUAAAACGGAAAAAUAGUGACUUUGUAGCUCUUCGGCAGCUCUCACCCGACGAAGAGGAGCUAGAUGGAGGUGGGGCCCGUGUCAAGAAGCUUCAUCCUCAGGUCCACGUAGUAAGAAGAGGCUCUUCAUCGCAUCCAAUAUGCUCUUAGGAGGUGAUGACUCGUCUCCUAACAGAUUGUACUCUUCCUGACGAUAGCUUAUUCAUCAAUCAAUUAGAGAUGAUUUACUCGAUGGAUUCGCGAUCCUUUUAUCACAAAUUGUUCAACAAUUUUAGUAACAAUGCUCCGCAAAUCGUGUUGACGAAAUUUUUGUCGAUGAUUUAGCGAUUCUGGUGACUUAAUCCUUCACCAACGAUCUACAGAAAAGUUGUGAUAAUCAAAUAAAAAAUACAAGUUUUGACUCAAGAAGGAUUCGAACCCAUGCUGGUUGCCUGCUUGCAUAAGAGAGAUUGAAAUUAGUACUCUAAUACCCUUAUCAAGUGACGUCAUCAUGAUAUAUCUUUAUUCUAACUAAGGGAUAAUUUAGGUAUUACAAUCUUCAAAAACAUUCCAAGGAAGGUGUGACUGCCAAUUUAAUCCCACAUUAUUUGUGCACCAAAGUUUUGGGCGAAUAUAUAGUAAUAUCCCAGUUGCAAGUAAUAAGUCUCUUUCUCUCACAUGUACAACCACUCCUUGCCGCACAAUCAGCUAGCCACCAAUGAGGUGGAAGGGGAGUGAUGCACACAUGGCCCCAUCAGUCUUUAGUCACUCGAGUCUUGCUCAUGGCUCCCUUCGACUGUGCUUCCGACCUGCUUGCAGGCUUGGCUGGCCGGGGGGCCCUCCUAUUUUACUAUAUAAAUUUAUUUAUUUAAUCUUCAUUUAUCUUAAAAAUAAGACUAAAAAUCAUAUAAAUUCAUAAAAAAUCACAUUAACACAAAUAUAAGUCUAUUUAUCAUGAGUUAACGCUAAAAAUAUAUUAUUUACUAAUUAUUAACUCAUGAUAAUGAAGACUUAUCAGCUACUCUAUGAUGUACUUUAUUCUUUUUCAAUAGUUCUCUAAAAUAUUUAUUUGUAAAAUAUAUUCUUUCAUUACUAAUAAUCACUCAAGGACAUCCAAAUCUCGAAAAAAUAUUUCCUUAUACAAAUUUUAUCAUGAUUUAUGAUCAUUAGUUUUAGCUUCCACCUAUUUAGACACAUAAUCAAUAGCAAGCAAAAAAUAUUCAUAUUUUUCAGCUAACGGAAAGGGACUGAUAAGUCUUCAUUAUCAUGAGUUAAUAAUUAGUAAAUAAUAUAGUUUUAGCCUUAACUCGUGAUAAAUAGACUUAUAUUUGUGUUAAAGUGUGAAAAGUGGUUUUCAGUUGAUUAAUGUGAUUUUUUGGGUAAUUAUGUGAUUUUAUACGAAUUUAUAUGAUUUUUAUAGUCUUACUUUUGAGAUAAAUGAAGAAAAAGAAAUAAAACUAAAAUAUUGCAAAAUGAGGGGACCCGCCGGCCAGCUGGGCCCGCAAGCGAGUCGGAAGCUCAGUCAGGGAGUAGCCGCGAGCAGGGGCUCGAGCGGCUUGGACCGAUAGGGGCACGUGUGCGCCACUCCCCUUCCACGUCACCGGUGGCCAACCGGCUGUGGGGCAAGGAGUGGUCGUACACGCGAGAGAAGGGACUUUGCUUAAAAAGCUAACAUUACUAUAUAUUCGCCUGAAAAAUCGGCGCACAACUGAUGUGGGACUAAACCCCCGUCACACCUUCCUCAGAAGGGACGGACAACCGGCGCGGGUUCGAAUCCUCUCAGAGUCAAAAUUCAUAUCUUUUUAUCUGAUUAUCACGACUUUUCUGCAGAUCGCCGGUGAAAGAUUAAGCAACCAGAAUCACUAGAUCAUCGGCGAAAAUCUCGUCAUCGCGAUUCGCGGAGCAUUGCUACUAAAAUUGCUAAACGAUUCGCGAUAAAAGGAUCGUGAAUCCAUCGAGUAAACCAUCUCCGAUUGAUCGACGAACAAGCUGUCGUCGGGAAGAGGACGAUCUGCUGGGAGACGAGUCGCCACCUCCUGAGAGCGUACCAGAUGUGAUGAAGAGUCUCCUCUUGUUGUGCGAACCUGAGGAUGAAGCUCCCUGACACGCGCCCCACCUCCAUCCAGCUCCUCUCCGUCGGGUGACAGUCGCCGGAGAGCCGCAAAGUCGCCGUUUUUCCGCUCCGCCGGGUGACAACUGCCGGAGACGACUCGGUGACCCAUUUCAUUAAUUUCUAGACUUCGCGAGAAGAUCUAGAGAUUGCCCACGUCGUCUUUGUCCAAGGAGAGCCUUCGAGGCUGUGGACACUGUACGACGAUCCUCCCGAAUGCUCAGGAUUCCGGUGCAUCACCGAUGCAUCGCCGUCACGACACCGGAACUCUAUUUUCCUGCUUUCAACUUACUUUACACUUCAUUUAGUGAUAGUUUUUGUGAUUUUAAUUUACUAAAAUAUACUUUGUUCUAUUACGAUUCUUUCGGCUUUUACAGAUCUUAAUUUGAUUAAUUAAAUCGUCUGUAAUCGCUUACGUAAGAAUCGCCACGCAGAACUCUGUUUCCGCCCGAUUCGCGUUCGCCAGGCGUCAUCCUGACGUCCGCACCCUUAUUUCCCUUUUUCGUGAAUUUUAAAUAUAUUUCCUUUUUAUUUCCUAGUAUACAAUUCAUAGAAAAUCGUAUUCAUUGAGAAAGAUUCUGAAUAAUUAUCAUAUAUUAUAUUACAUCCCUGUGAUUGACCUGGAAAAUUAUCGCUAUUUUUAGAAGUUUGAUUGAAUUAUAAUUGAUAUAUUUGUUCAGAAAUACUUCUAAAUAUCUAAAAAUUCAUAUUUUCUAGUUUUAUAAAUUUUAGAUUUGCGUGAUUUAAUAUACAACGACUGAGUCACGUCAAUAGUCGUGUAGUGUCCACGGCCUCGAAGGCUCUCUUUGGACAAAGACGAUGUGGGCAAUCUCUAGAUCUCCUUGCAAAGUCUAGAGAUCAAUAAAAUGGGUCGUCGAAUCGUCUCCGGCGGCUGUCACCUAGCGGAGCGGAAAAAUGGCGACUUUGCGGCUCUCCGGCGGCUGUCACCCCACGGAGAGGAGCUGCAUGGAGGUGGGGCGCGUGUUAGGGAGCUUCAUCCUCAGGUCCGCACAGCAAGAGGAGGCUCUUCAUCGCAUCUAG